This is a messenger RNA of Schistocerca gregaria, 728 nucleotides long. RefSeq lists its product as uncharacterized. Gene Ontology annotation, molecular function: protein binding. The annotation marks the transcript as partial. The record is from RefSeq and is a predicted model, not a curated record. The transcript is spliced from 10 exons. Lineage: Eukaryota; Metazoa; Arthropoda; Insecta; Orthoptera; Acrididae.
AUGUAUUUAUCAUGUGCUAGAGAACAACUAGUAAUGCACAGAUUAUUAUCAAGUUUUGCUAUAGCUGAUGAAAUACAGUUUUUUAAUGAUUUGAAAAAAACCUUUAAAGAGAAUAUACCUCAUAUUAACUUUUUUCAGGAAGGAGAACAUUAUUGUGAUUCUGAAUUUAUUAGAUGUAAUGAUGAAAAAAAAAUCACAACUAUUGAAAUAAUAAAUAUUCGUAAUAAAGAUAAGAGACUACCAUAUUCACCAACUAAUAUUAAUAAUGAUAUAACACUACCAUCUUCAAUAUCUACUCUGACACAUUUGACAGAAUUAAAUAUUAGUAUUGCUGUAGUUAGGAUAAAUUGGGAUAAUAUCGUUAAUUUACGUAGUUUAAGAACAAUAAAAAUUAUAUCGAAUAAUAUUUAUGAAUUUUUAAGAUUGGAUGGUCUAAGUUUGACCCAUCUACAUCUUUCUUAUAAUAAUAUAGAGCAGGAUCUGCAUAGUAUUUCGUUUAGUAAAACCUUAAAAUAUAUUAAUCUAUCAAAUAAUAAUUUCUGUGGUGAUAUUAAGAUAUUUAAUAAUAUUCCAGAUUUAGAGAAAUUAGAUCUCUCAUAUAACCCUUUGUUAUAUGUUAAUACGUCACAACUUCAUCUAAGCUUUAAAUUAUCUGUUUUAUCUCUUGUAGGUAAUAAAUUAAUUGGCAAUAUUCCAAACUUUAGAAAUAAUGGUGAAUUAACGUUAUU